Molecule: messenger RNA, 3356 nt
Organism: Coccinella septempunctata (seven-spotted ladybird)
Lineage: Eukaryota; Metazoa; Arthropoda; Insecta; Coleoptera; Coccinellidae
Exons: 4
Coding region: 545-2476 (643 amino acids)
Source: RefSeq, a predicted model, not a curated record
CAAAAAUAUGUGGAAAUGCUCAUGGCGACAAAUAUACCUGCUUCAGAGGCUAGCAAACCCAAGUUCUAGCAUCGAGUUGACUCGUGUGAUGUGAGAGCGAGUGCAAUCGACAUCGGCUGAAUGUGAUAACGCGCUGCUUUUACAUGAAUUAGAACUUUUAAAUAUACUUUUUGAGUGUAUAUUGUGUUGGAAAGAAUCGAAUAGUGAUUGUAAGGUACAUGUCCUAUGAUGAACGACUAGUGGAGUAUUUAUCUGUAAACUGUAGACUUCAAAGCCUGAUAUUUCUUUGAUGACACUAUGGCCGCUAAAACAUAACCAGGGGAAGUAGUCACCCGCCUUAACCUCAUUUAUCUCUCAAUAAACAAUCUGGGAUUUUUUGUUCUUAAAGCCACCAAAAACUCUCAUAAAAGUGUUAAAGUGAUCAGUGUAGGAUCAACGGUAUUUCUAUGAAUUGACAGAAACAAUUAAAAUGUAUAACAGUGAUUCCGCAGUGCUAUUUUUUUUCUGUAGGUUUCUUUAAACAUAGAAUAAAAUUUCAUUGAAAAUGAGUGUAAAACAAGAGAGACACGAUGAAGCUGAAAUACAAGAAUUGGCGGCAAAAAUGGUCGAGGAGAAUAAGGCAAAAAUGGCAACUCCCCAACGAACCCCCAACCAACCUGGUACCAGUAUGAAUAUUCUAAGCUAUUUGAAUACAAACAAUGCCAAAUCGAAAUCUUCAACAUCAAUAGGAAAUCCAAGUAAUUCUGGUGAUAUUUCAGAUGAAUCCUCUGUCAGAGGAAGAUUUGGAUGGAUUUCUAUUGCAAAAUCACACAUUCCAUAUAUAAUUCGUGGUGAAGAACUGUAUUGCUCAGUUAGAAUGGUUGAAAUGAAGAUAUUGAAUAGGUAUUUAACUUACUUACAUCCAGAUAUUUAUAACUGUACAUGUAUAAGAAGCUACUUUAUCACUGAAGCAGAAUGCCGCCUAUUGAAUGAAAUUAAUAUUAAACAUUGUGACUGCCAGUUUGGAAGAGAACAAUUCACCACAAUGGAUUUGAUAGUAAGAUUAACUGAUGCUGAAGAAUUUUUCAAGUUUUUGAGUGCAUGCUACUCAAAGUUACUUAGUGGGGAAGUAACUGCUCUGGAUCGUUGUGGCUUCAUCCGUAUAAAUAAAGAAUCAGUUGUACCAUAUACCAUUUAUCAACAACAGAAGUAUGUCCCAUUAUUUUAUUUUGAAGGAGAGACCGAUAACUUGAAACAAAAAGCUGACAAACUGGAAGGAUGGGAUCUAUCUUAUUUGAAGUUCUGUUGUAAGGUUCAAGGAAUUAGAAAUGAAUUGUUCGCACAUGAUUCGUGCUCAGUAAUUAGUUUGAAUGACAUAAAGAAUUAUUUUCCCCCUGGAACACUCUUUGAAGAUUAUUGGCCCAAGAAAAACAUGGAUUCCCAACUGUUGAUCAGUAACUCCAAUCGGGCACCACAGCAAAUUAUCCAGUGGACACGGCAGCCGACGCAUCCACCUAUUCAAACGAAGCCAUCCCCAUCUCCAAAGCCUGCCACUCAAGCAAAAGCAGCCACCAAUAGCCAAAUGCAUAACAUGCAUCUAUACUCAACCUACGGGAUCACUGGUGGCCAACCAGCUUAUCAUCCAAGUCAGCCGAGAACAGCCAGUUCAGCAGUGAGAGCGUACCCUGCAGCAGCAGGGGCACGGCACAUGAGGCCUAACUACUAUAACUCCAUGUCACAGGUUCCACCACCACCAUUAGUUCGAGCCUCACAACCGCAGUCGUCACCGUAUUCCAACUCCCAGUCGAAUAACACCGGAAACUACAUCAUGUUACCGCAGGCGAAUUCGCGGGUUGCAGGCUAUCACCCCGGUGCUCCCCAGAUGAAUAAGUAUCCACCCCCCUUGGUCGAUGUGCGGCAUAUGAACGGUGGAAUGACUUCUAGAGAAAUGCAGAGUAGUUAUGUAGUGACAAGUAGUCAGAAUCAAAUGAUGAAUCAACAGACGACACAUCAGCCAACAACGAGGUCGGAAUCGAAUAUUUCCGAUGACCGAAAUAACGUCGCUAAUGGUAGAAUGAAUAUGAACAAUUGCACUAGAAAAUUGCAAUCAAUUCCGGAUCCUCCGACAGGUGGAAGUCAUGUUCCCUAUCAGAUGCAAAAAGCAGUGAUCGAAAAUAAAAUGAUACCAUGUAUAAAUAUGAAACCUUUUGUUUUUACGGACCUUUUAGUCACUUUGCCUGAUCUGUGUUCUAAUUUUUUCAACAAUGUACCAGUGCAAUCUUGUCAGCAAGUACUCCAAGUAUUGGAUGUUGACCUAUUCAAGCCAAAUAAUUCACAAAUGCAAGUGUUAAUGGAAAACGGAAAAUGCCAAAAUGCCAAUGAGACAAUUCCACUUGUUCAAGUUCGAAGUGUUAUCGACUUUAUGCCCCAGUUAAAAUAUAUGUUGGGAGGUAUGUUGCAGUCAGAUAUGGGAUCCAAGAGGCCGAGAAAUAGCUAGGGUUGGCAGCCAUUGUGGGGCUAUAAUUUUUACAACAUGUAAUCAUCAUGCCUCACAAAUAUGGUUAAUUCUCAAUCUACAAAUUGUUCCUAAAGUGUAAAUUAAUUAAACACCCCCAAAAACGUAAUGAACAGUGAUGAACAAUACGCGUUUAUUUUGUUUCUGAUUAAUCCGUGAUAAUAUUAGUGAAAUGACCUUCCUAACAGAUGUUUUUUUAGAUAUCACUUUUGGACGUUGCUAUGAAAAUCCAUUUAAUUUAUGUUCAUCAUCUUAUUUAUUAUUGCUAUCAAUGAACAGGCGUUUCCGACUUUCUAGUCAAUUCUUCAUGCACCCAUGUAACGCAAAAGUGUUAGCUAAUUGUAAUAUCUGUUCUCUUCUCUAUAUGAAUAACUAUUUAUUUCAAAAGUUAAAAGUAUAAUAUUGAUAUAUAGUUGAUAUCAGUGUAAAAUGUCCAGGGUAGGGGAUGUAAUUUAGUGAACUUUAUUCUGGAAAAUAGAAAAUUAUAAAUGGUAUAAUUAUUUUUUGUACUUCUGUAAAAAUUUUGAAUAAAGUCAGAGAAUCGAUUGGGCUUUUUACACUUGGGGGAAGUCUUGUCUGAUCUUCCAACUGUAAUUUCAAUUUUAUUAUGAAUUUACACUAAUGAUCACUAGCUUGAUAGUUAUGUAUUAUCUUGUUGAUAUCUCUUUAUUCUCCUGCCUGUGAUAUUUAGAUGACAGUAUUUCAGGAACAUGUACAUUUCAGUUCGAUUAUUUAUUACCAAUUUAUUAGAUUCUGGCAUCUACUUGCACUAAAAUAUAAUGAGCGUACAUAAAAAUAUUUCUGGAAAUAAGUUGUAAUAUACAUAGUUUGUACAAACUGUUAAUAAAAUCUUUUUCUAUAA